UUUCUUUUAGAAACCACCCAAUAAUAACAAACGCAGAGCAGUCAAGCUCAAGCACAUGUCCAUCAAUAUUCUUUCAUGAACCCGCCUUAUUCCCCUUCCUUUCAUAAUCUAGAUCCCACACAGAACAACUAGAACAUUGACCCACAUUGCUUCUAUCUUUGACCCCACUCAAAUCCCUUCUUCUUCUUCUUCUUCCUUCAUUCAACAGAGACCACAGUUUUAGCAACCCCUUUUACUUGUUUCUAAAGCUCAUCACCAUGCACAAAAGCUCUUCAGGCUCCACUCUAGGCCCAGGGGGCUUGGACCUAACCCAAACCUUCUUCAAACCCAUCACCUACGCCGCCCCUCCCUCCCCCACCAAGCGCCACACCAAGAUCUCCGUCAUCGGCGCCGGCAACGUCGGCAUGGCCAUCGCUCAAACCGUCCUCACCCAAGACCUCACCGACGAGCUCUCCAUCGUCGACAACAAACCCGACAAGCUCCGCGGCGAGAUGCUCGACCUCCAGCACGCCGCCGCCUUCCUCCCUCGCACCCGGAUCAACGCCUCUGUCGACUACUCUGUCACUGCCGGCUCCGAUCUCUGCAUCGUCACCGCCGGAGCUCGCCAGAUCGCCGGCGAGUCCCGGCUCAACCUCCUGCAGAGGAACCUCUCCCUCUUCAAGCAGAUCAUACCCGCUCUGGUUCGUUACUCCCCGGACUGUGUCCUCAUCAUCGUUUCCAACCCCGUCGAUGUCCUCACCUACGUCGCUUGGAAGCUCUCCGGGUUCCCACCCAACCGGGUCAUCGGGUCGGGCACCAACCUUGACUCCUCUCGCUUCCGUUUCCUCAUCGCCGAUCAUCUCGACGUCAACGCUCAGGACGUGCAGGCUUAUAUAGUGGGAGAACAUGGGGAUAGUUCUGUGGCGUUGUGGUCAAACAUAAGUGUUGGGGGUGUUCCGGUGAUGAGUUUUCUGGAGAAACAACAGAUUGCGGUUGAAAAAGAGACGCUGGAGAAUAUACAUAGGACAGUGAUAGAGAGUGCUUAUGAAGUUAUCAGUCUGAAAGGGUACACUUCGUGGGCAAUUGGGUACUCAGUGGCUAGCUUGGCGCGUUCAAUUCUGAGGGACCAGAGGAAGAUCGACCCGGUGUCUGUUCUGGCAAAAGGGUUUUACGGCAUAGGUGAUGCAGAAGUGUUCCUGAGCUUGCCUGCGCAGCUCGGGAGAGGAGGGGUGCUGGGUGUGACCAAUGUGCACUUGAAUGAAGAGGAAGAGCAGAGGCUCAGGGACUCUGCCAAGGCCAUCCUUGAGGUGCAGUCUCAGUUGGAGAUUUGAAUUUUCUGUCAUGAAACCACAUAGAUGAUGCAAUCAGUAUCACCUUUGGCACUGAGUGGUAUUUGAUUUUGUCCUGGUUUUCCCCCAUCAUGAUGUGGUUUGUCCUAAAGUUUUUUUGUUUACCACUUUGUGUCCAUAAUGCUGGCUGGAUCUGGUGAGAAUGUAUUUACUAGAAUCGUGGUCUUUCUGUCUCUUGUUACUGCCCCACAUUAGAUAGUUGUAACUUGAAAGUGCUUUUCUAAUGAAAAAUAACUCUUUGUAAUAUUAUGUUUAACCAAUAUAAAUUUCACAAGUUUGUGUGCCAA
Messenger RNA from Lotus japonicus, 1615 nucleotides. Its product is annotated as L-lactate dehydrogenase A-like. Gene Ontology annotation, molecular function: L-lactate dehydrogenase (NAD+) activity. NCBI's taxonomy places the organism in Eukaryota, Viridiplantae, Streptophyta, Magnoliopsida, Fabales, Fabaceae. The transcript has 2 exons. Gene Ontology annotation, cellular component: cytoplasm. The coding region runs from base 258 to 1310 and encodes 350 amino acids. The record is from RefSeq and is a predicted model, not a curated record. Gene Ontology annotation, biological process: carboxylic acid metabolic process.